This is a messenger RNA of Didymella exigua CBS 183.55, 1868 nucleotides long. RefSeq lists its product as uncharacterized. Lineage: Eukaryota; Fungi; Ascomycota; Dothideomycetes; Pleosporales; Didymellaceae. Bases 244 to 1683 code for a protein of 479 amino acids. The transcript has a single exon. The record is from RefSeq and is a predicted model, not a curated record.
CGGCAGCACCUCACAACAUCAUGUUGUGGCUGGGCUGAGCCAUCACUACACCAGGCCAGCUUCUAAGUCUAUCAACGUGGCUAGCAAGGUGGGAUGGAGAUGGGGCAGACGAAGAGUUGAUGGCACUUACUCACAAAGCGAUGGAGGCCUCAGCAUGACAACGACGACUAGAAGGAAUACGCUAAAGCAAAUACGGGCAUCAACUACAUCAAUCGACGCAUAUCAAAGCCUCAUCGUCCUACGAUGCCGCGACGAUUCAACAGAAGUAGUCCUAAGCCGCCGGCUCCGCCGCUGAAAGACACAAAGGCGACAGAUAUGCGCCUGCGGGGGAAGCCACCUCCAAAUAUCGGGCCAUCGAACCCAGUUCCCGAGGAUCUUGAGUCUGCCAUCAUCAAGAACUGGAAGCUACCUUCAUCAAAUAUCAACACCUGCAUUCCACCGGAGCUUUGGCCUUACAAUGAGUCAGAUCCGAAGAAAUGGCACAUCGAUAUCGUUUAUCUCUUACACAAAGCAUCCACUAUAGAUCUGGAAAAGAAGGGCAAGAUAGUUGGCUCAAACAACGAGCAUUUUCGAUCCAGUAUGGGCCACGAAAUUCAACUCCGCCAGCUGAGAAACAGGUCAGCUGCAGGCAAGAAAUCCUGGAUGACUGCAACAGAUCUGAAGAAAGUGAUCAAGCACCUGCAUUUCAUGGCUGAGAACGAAGAGGACAAUCGAGCGGAGGAGCCGGAGAAGGUAGCACAGAAAAGGGUUGAAGGCGAAGGGACGCGCAUUACCCUACGUGGCGGAUCCAACAACGCCACAGACACGAAAUAUGGACCUAUCGACACAAAUGGAAUAGACACGAGUCAGCAAGAGAAGGUGAAACGCGCAACACGUGGCCGAGGUAGAUCGAAGAAGAAGGAUCUCAAUCAACAGGACGAAGUCAAGCCAGGCACAAAGCGCCAAGCAUCCGAUCUUCCCAUCCGCCCAGCCCGCAAGCUGCGCGGCGUCAGGUCACCAAAAAUCAAGCCCGCUGCUCCACCACCAGUAACGCCCGCAAAUCCGCCAGAACCAGACGACUCUAACGAAGAAGAGGACGACCAAGAGAACGAGCCCCCUGAGCCCGUCAGCGGUCGCCACAUCUACGGCGACUUUAUCAAGCCGACAACCAUCGACUUUAUCGCCGGUGCCGACGGCGAAAUCCCAGCACAAGCCAAAACUCGUCAAACGCGCAAGCGUGGGCGUGCCGAUAAUGAGAAACCGCCGACGGAGGAGCAGAUUGACAGCGAUCCGCGAGACAUUGACGCCACAGGUUUUCUAUCAGAGCUUGAUCCGAAAGAAGCACGACGACGAAGGAAACCGAGGUUGAGUCGGCUUCAAGACCAUGUAGUCCUGGAACCCGCGUGGUCGCAAGACGCACCUCCGCCGGAGACACCACUCUUGACACCAGCCACAGACGGGCCUAUCUCAGGCACGCCGGCUGCGCCUGUGCAAGGAAUGAAUUCGAGUCCUUCAGGAGGUGUGAAUAGUGAGGAGACCACGAGUCUAGGGAUCAAGAUGUUACUGGACUUAUUGCCGGGAAUACCGGACAUUGCAACGAGUGAAGAAAGGAGCAUGUUGGAGGAUCAGGUUGCACUGAUACAUAAGGAUAUUGUUGCGUACAAGACGAGUGUGAUGGAGAUCAAUGAGAAAUCCAAGAGAUAGCUAUGUGUACAACGCCCAUCUGGCCAUUUUAGACAACACAGGGAAACGAACCGAUCACGUUCAAGUCCUCCAAAUCGUGAUAAGGCAAGGUGUAAAGCCAGAGAUCGUUACAAGAGUCAGUCGACAUUUUAUGUUUCAUCACAUAUCGCCGUUCAAUCGAAUGCAGUUGUCGAACAGAGUUUGCG